Racocetra fulgida is the source of this 381-nucleotide messenger RNA. Lineage: Eukaryota; Fungi; Glomeromycota; Glomeromycetes; Diversisporales; Gigasporaceae. The record is from the annotation of a GenBank genome assembly.
UAUAAUAGUAAGAAAUUUCAAAUUAGCCAACAAGAACAUUUAUUAGUACCAACUUAUCAAGUUAAUACAAAUCAAACAGAUCUGGCUUUGAAUCAACUAUUACUUAAUCAUCUUAUAAAAAUUAGACAAAUGCCUAAUAUUAUGCAAUUUAUAGAAUAUGCAAAAAAAGCAAUCGAUUAUGCUAUUCAGGCUUAUAAGAUUGAUGAACUUGUUAAUCAGCUUGAAAAUUUUAUUGAAAAAACAAAAAAAGAACUUUUUAAUAAUCAAGUAAAUACUAAUAAUAUUGUUAGUGAUCCAAUACGGGUGAAUCAUAAAGGGCGACAACCUAAAAGGUAUAAAUCAGGAGGUAAAACAGUGCAAAACAAAAGGCAAGGACUAUGA